Messenger RNA from Rhinocladiella mackenziei CBS 650.93, 1062 nucleotides. RefSeq lists its product as uncharacterized. Gene Ontology annotation, biological process: carbohydrate metabolic process. The transcript has 4 exons. Lineage: Eukaryota; Fungi; Ascomycota; Eurotiomycetes; Chaetothyriales; Herpotrichiellaceae. Bases 1 to 1062 code for a protein of 353 amino acids. The record is from RefSeq and is a predicted model, not a curated record.
AUGACGCUAGCAGUGGGCAGCAUGAUCUUUCACCACCAAUUUCACUACGUAUUGCAGAUUGUCCUGACUACAACUGCUCUGGUGAGUGCGGUGCCCUACCAGGAGUAUAUCCUGGCUCCCACGUCUCGAACCCUCCACCCUGUUUCGGUGCGAACAGUCAAUGGUACCGUUUUGAACGCAUCAAGCUUGGCGAAGGGUCAAGGCGGCACCACGUUCGCCAGUGACUAUGUCGGCUUCACAUUCAGCGAGAGCUCCAUCUGGAUCUCUGGACAAACCUGCGACUCCACCACUGGCGACGAUGAGCCCUUGUGGUUCCCAGUGACGCGGGAGGUUCGGAUCAAUAACCACUCGGUCUAUUUCACCGCUAUGCCGCACGUGGCAGAUGGAGCUCUUGGAAGGUAUUCAGGGUAUUUCCACUCCGACGAUAAUAAGCUCAGUCGGGUGUGCCUUGUCGGUGACUCGGGCUUAAUGAACGUUACGAGUUCGGCUGACUGGGGUCGGGUCGGGAUGGGUGGACAUAGCAUCGAGGCCAACUCUAUUCUUUAUUACACCCUCAAUGUUGGCCUGGGGCUUGCCAAAAUCGUGGGAGACGCAUCCGUCACCAGUAUUUGGCAACAACACGCCAAAACGAUCAAGCAGGCCGCCAACGCUCGGCUGUGGGAUGCCAGCGCAGGCCUCUAUCGUGACAACGAAACCACCACGUUGUAUCCGCAAGACGGCAAUUCAUGGGCGGUCGUGUCCAACAUUACCGCGAACAGCACUCAGAUAGCGUUGAUUUCGGCGAAGCUGGCGCCGCGCUGGACCAAAGUCGGCGCCCCGGCUCCUGAAGCGGGAAGUACGGUGUCACCCUUCGCUUUAGGCUUUGAGCUCCAGGCGCAUUAUGUGGCCGGCCAGCCGGAGCGCGCGAUGAAUCUCAUGCGCCGCAUGUGGGUCGAUUUCAUGCUCGAUGACCCGCGCAUGACCAACAGUUCCUUCAUUGAAGGCUAUUAUAGCGACAGAGCGCUGCACUAUGUGCCUUAUGACCUCGACUCGCGCAUCAGCCAUGCAAGACGUGGGCCUUGA